Molecule: messenger RNA, 456 nt
Organism: Caenorhabditis remanei
Lineage: Eukaryota; Metazoa; Nematoda; Chromadorea; Rhabditida; Rhabditidae
Exons: 2
Coding region: 1-456 (151 amino acids)
Source: RefSeq, a predicted model, not a curated record
AUGACUCAAAACAUGUAUUCUAUGAGUCCCUCUGAAACUUCUUCAUCUGAAUACAAUACUGAUCCGGACAUCGACUUGGAGUGGGAACUUUACAAAAUCCGUCAUGCACCUGUUGGCCCUGUUCCUCCGGAUCAAAUAUAUUUGACUUUCACAUGUCAGAAAACCGAUUUGUAUGUGAAAGCAGUUGUAGAUGAGGGUCACUCGAUUGUUCAUAUUCUCACUUAUGAGAAGAUUUCCAAUGAACAAUGGAAAUGGACUGAAACAAAGUGUUCAACUUGUAUUGACAAAGUUAGAAGAGUUCUAGCAGAUGGAGAGUGUGUUGUUCCGUUUGCAAUUGACAUGGAGUCAAAAGAAAAUUUUGAAUUUGGAGACGUCAAUAAAAGAUUUUGGAGUUCUGAGAUAGGAUACGAAACGGAAGACGAGACGUGUUCGGUCAUUGAGAUGCCUCUGAAGUAG